This is a messenger RNA of Parnassius apollo (apollo), 471 nucleotides long. The record is from the annotation of a GenBank genome assembly. Lineage: Eukaryota; Metazoa; Arthropoda; Insecta; Lepidoptera; Papilionidae.
AUGGCUCCACAUACGGGUUCAGCUACUCCUGAACAAAUUGAUGCACUCCUCAAUUUCCUGGACGAACAUAGGGAUCUUGCGCGCGGGAGAUUGAGGAGUCUAGAAGGAAAAGUCCAGGCGAAGAGUCUGUGGGAUGAAUUGUGCAAUACGCUCAAUUCCAUGGGCGGUUGCACAAAGACAGUUCAGCAGUGGCAAAAGACGAAUGAAUCCAGACCAUCAACCUACAGUCAAGGAAGCCAACUGCAGCAGCAGAGCCUGGACUUGCAUGUAGAAGUUGAGGAGUACGCCGACCCAAGCAAAGAAAGCCAGCAGGUCUACUCUAGUUCAACGAAAAACGAAAUUUCGAUCGAAAUUGAUACACAAGCCUCACAAUCUGCAUGUCACAGAAGAAUACGAUCUGCUGCUGGCUCCGAUGUCAGAAGCAGAUUGUACCAGUAUGAAGAUGGACGUGCAGAGAGAGAGAGACAGUGA